Molecule: messenger RNA, 2487 nt
Organism: Lachancea sp. 'fantastica'
Lineage: Eukaryota; Fungi; Ascomycota; Saccharomycetes; Saccharomycetales; Saccharomycetaceae
Source: the annotation of a GenBank genome assembly
AUGUCGAACGCUGAAGCUGGAACAGUGCCGCAGAUGGCGACAAACUUCAAGAAAUACCAAGAGCAGGUGAAUGGGAUUCUGCAGACGUACGCCACGGCGCAGGAUGAUGCUCUUUUGAGCGGAUUCUUGACGUUUGCGCACUCCAAGUGCAUCAAAUAUGUGGAAGAAGCAGCAGGAAAUGAGGAACCGGAGCUGGCACAGCGGGUGAUGGAUUGCUGCUGGAAAAACGUACACUAUCCUAUUUUGAAAUGGUUUCAAUUGUGGCGUCAGCACUUGCUUACAGUUAAAGUGGACCAGAAACCGCGGAUCGUGGAAUUGCGCAAAAUGAACGCCAAGCUCACAAAAUUCUUCAAAAACAUCCAUAAGUUCUAUUAUGGGGUUCUGGAGAAGCUCACGUCCGAGUUUGACCUGCGUGAUAUCGUUCCAGAACCUCUCUUGCGGCAACUGAAUGUACAGCAACCCAAGGCGGCAGCAAACAGACUCUUUUUGCACAAAGACGAUCCCAAGGCUGUUUCAAUGAUGUUUUUGAUCCACGGCUGUUUGCUCAACUUGGGAUCGUGCCACCGUUACAAAAGCAUGUGCGAAAAACCCCAGAAUACCAAUGGAUCGCCAAGUUUAGCACAUUUCAAGAAGUCCAUGCGGUAUUUUGAACUUGCCACUCUGGUACUCCCAUCGGUGGGAGAACUGUACCUGCAAGAAGGUUUGGUUUACGUGCAUGUCAAGAGCUACGGUUCCUCCACCUAUUCUUUUGCGAGAAGUGCUUUAUCGCGUCUUCCAAGCAGUGCAGGUUUCGGGAAUUUCAUGAACUCCGUGUGCGAACGCAAUAGCAAGAUAUUCAAUGACAUAGUGGAGAGUUUCCAUGUUGUUCACAAGCAGGCCACGAGGGGCCAAAUUGUCAAUCGCGAAAUUAUCGAGACUUAUUUUCUGGUCUUAUUUGGCUCGAGAUUUGCGCCUGCGUUGUGGAUUGGCAAUGAUCAGAAAAACCUCAUCAGUGAAGUCAUGCUUUCCCAUGUACAGCAGGAAUUGAUGCAUAAGACUGCAACAAGGUAUUCCAAAAGCUUACAGCUGAUUUUCCAAAAUCUGGUUUUGAUUAUAGCGGGUUUCGAAAUUCUAAGAACGCUUAAUCGAAAGAGCCCAGAUCUGCCACAAGCGCAAGCGAAUGAAGGCAAAUAUCUGGAGUUUGCUAUGGACUACAUUAGCAAUUUCAUCAGCAGUGCAGUUACAACGGAACUGACAAAUGAAAAGGAGUGGGUAUAUCUGGCAUUUGUUCGUGUUGCUGAGUGUUGGCUAAUGGCGAACAAGAUUGUGUUACAUUUUGCUCAUAGAAAUACAAAAUUUUGUGAGACUAUGAUGCAUUUAAUGAACGCGAUCCAAGAGAAGACUGCUUGCCGUGAGCUUGAAAGUAAUUCAAAUCAUAGACCUCACCGCCCCUACUACUUUGAAGAGGAUGUUAUUUUACGAGAGUUCAAGCCAUUGAGAUACUCCUUAUCCGAUUUCAAAGAUUCUGAUCUUUUCAAUGCGAAGGACUCUUCAAAGGCUUUGAUUGGAAUGGUAGACAAGAAGCUUUCCAAAAAAGAGGAGCAUUCGUUGAGGCUAAGCGCCAUCGCGGUUUCGGGCAAAAAGUUUCUGUUAAAAAACUCUUGUGGAAUUCAAUUGAUGGACAAGAAAUUUGUCAGAUCGGCUAUAAGAACAAGCGCAGGGCAACGAUUGAAUAAUGGAACUGAAAGUGUAUUGAAGUCUUUGGGUGGUCCCGUGCUAUCUUCACGCGAUAUCGAAUCCGAGAGUCAGUCGGCUCAGGCUGCAAAAGCAGGCGGCUACAGUGGUUCUUCAGUGCCAUUAGCGCCAGCUACUUUGGAAGUUAGGCCAAGUGUGGAUUUCACCAACCGCAACCCAGCCAAAGGUGAGACCCCAACAUCAAUCUCCUCUAUAAGGCCAGUGCAAGUUUUUACUGGUAGAUCAGAAGCUUCAACAAGCUUGCAAUCAAGCUCUCCCUCCCCUUCAGUUGGCGAUUCGAAUUUAAGAUCCUCAGCUGCACCCUCUCAUGAGAUUCCUCAGAUGCCUUCGGGAAACAUGAUGAGCAGCAUGGUCCCUGGACCUCCUAUUCGUGCUCCUCCGGGCAUACAGGUAGUUAACCCUAUGCUUGACUCUCCCGUGUUGGGAAAUAAUACCAACUCAACUUUUCAGAUUCCCUCCAGCUCACCUCAAGUCCAAUUUGGUCAACCCGCUCACUCUCCAGCCCCAAUGGUUGCAGCUUCUACACAUGAUGCUCAUCAGACAUACGACGUUCCAUAUUACGUUAAUGGGCCACAACCAAUGAUGAACAACCCCUACAUGCAAUAUUGGCCACCUGCCUACCAGCCGAUGAUGUAUAAUGGUCUUGGUCGGCCAGGCCAAGGCAUGCCUCUCCCUCAACAAGCAGCAUAUGUGCCACAAGCGGGGCCACAGAACCAAGCAUAUUCGGGAAACUAUGUUUAUCCACAGUACUGA